Messenger RNA from Hyla sarda, 1662 nucleotides. It is a transcript of the gene TRAPPC3, whose product is annotated as trafficking protein particle complex subunit 3. The transcript is spliced from 5 exons. Gene Ontology annotation, biological process: intra-Golgi vesicle-mediated transport; endoplasmic reticulum to Golgi vesicle-mediated transport. NCBI's taxonomy places the organism in Eukaryota, Metazoa, Chordata, Amphibia, Anura, Hylidae. The record is from RefSeq and is a predicted model, not a curated record. Gene Ontology annotation, cellular component: cytosol; cis-Golgi network membrane; TRAPP complex. The coding region runs from base 154 to 696 and encodes 180 amino acids.
ACGUGACCACAGCUCUUCACUCCCCCCUCACGUGACUGAUCACAUGAACGUCACGUCACCGAAGGUCCUUCUGCUCCCUAGGCUCCUGUUCCUGGUCUGUAGAGCUGACAUUCGUUGUUUCCUGUGGCGGAAGAUCCUGGAAGAGGAGGCAUCAUGUCUCGACAGACUAACCGAGGAACCGAGAGCAAGAAGAUGAAUUCUGAGCUCUUCAAUCUGACCUAUGGAUCCCUCGUUGCACAACUAUGCAAAGACUACGAAAAUGAUGACGAUGUCAAUAAACAGUUAGAAAAAAUGGGAUACAAUAUAGGUGUGAGGCUGAUCGAAGAUUUUUUGGCUCGGUCUAGUGUUGGGAGGUGCCAUGAUUUUCGAGAAACAGCUGAUGUUAUAGCUAAGGUGGCCUUCAAAAUGUAUUUGGGGAUCACACCUACUAUCACAAACUGGAGUCCUGCUGGAGAUGAGUUCUCUCUCAUUCUGGAAAAUAAUCCUCUUGUAGACUUUGUUGAGCUGCCUGAUAAUCAUUCCAACCUGAUCUAUUCCAAUAUGUUAUGUGGAGUUUUGCGAGGAGCGCUGGAAAUGGUACAAAUGGCAGUUGAUGUAAAGUUUGCUCAGGACACUUUAAAAGGCGACAGUGUCACAGAAAUUCGAAUGAAGUUUAUUCGAAGGAUUGAGGACAACUUACCUGCAGGAGAAGAGUGACCAAAGGACCAAAGUCUAUGCUGACCUUUUAGCAGUCUGGUCUGAUCGAAAGAUUUGUUUAUAGCCCUUGACAUCUUGGAGAGACUUAGUGAAUUCCACAUGAAAGUCUUAGACAAAAUUACUUGAUUCUUUAAGGUUAUGCUUUCUGGUUUGUUUUCUUAUAACACUUCAUUGUGAAAUUCUCCAGUAUUUAUUUUCUUUUAACACUCUAUCUGAACAUUCACUUUAUAGGCCUCUCGACACGUUUCUCCUACAGAUUGUUGCAGCACGUUCUGCAGAGUUGAAAGGUUGAUCAGAACUUCCAGUUUAUCAUAUUGAAAUAUGUUAUUUUGAAUUAUUCCUAAUCGUUUUAGCAGUCAGUAGUUUUUCUUACUAGAUACAGUUUAUCAGAUCUAUGGCGUCUCUUCCACUUUAGUUGUCCCCAUGUAGCUGUAUAAUUUCACUGUAAAAAAAAACAACAAAAUUUAAACAGAAACUCAGUUUUUUUUAAAUCAGUGAAUACAUUUCCCCUUGCAAGACUGAGCCUGUCUACCUCAGGACGCACCUGGAAGCUGAAUGAAUCUGGAUCAGCUCUAAUAAGUUUUAAUAAGUAACAGCUAUACCAUUAUUGAGAUGACAACAUGGCACCUAGUCUUGGCUCAUUUUGGCUGUCAUCCAGUCACAAUGAAUAUUCUCAGAAUAAUACUCCUUACUUGUCUUAUUGACUUGGAGCUUCCAACUGCUGUCAGCUUGGGAUGGAAGAAAGGUGGCUGCUCAGAGAGACAGAGAACGAUCUAGUUCUGCUGCUGAUUUUUAGAGCGAAUGCAUUGAUAUGUUAUACUUUUGUUGUUAGCUUGAGUUUUACAUACACAAUUGUGUAAAAUGUUUGGAAUAAAUACAUUGAAGAUGGUGUUUGUAAUUAGUUACCACAUAUCCAACUGUUUUUUGGUUCUUUAUAUAGUUCAUAAUAUAGUGUCUGUACCUGUG